Alosa sapidissima (American shad) is the source of this 2403-nucleotide messenger RNA. RefSeq names its product NADH:ubiquinone oxidoreductase complex assembly factor 7 (gene ndufaf7). Gene Ontology annotation, biological process: mitochondrial respiratory chain complex I assembly. The transcript is spliced from 10 exons. Lineage: Eukaryota; Metazoa; Chordata; Actinopteri; Clupeiformes; Clupeidae. Bases 219 to 1583 code for a protein of 454 amino acids. Gene Ontology annotation, cellular component: mitochondrion. The record is from RefSeq and is a predicted model, not a curated record. Gene Ontology annotation, molecular function: protein-arginine omega-N symmetric methyltransferase activity.
GCCCAAGAAGUUUAGUCCAAUCAGAGAUCAGAAUUACUUCAUUUCUGUCAAGGGCGAUGUUGACAUGUGCAAGUGUUGUAGAAGGUUUAGAUCUUGGCGGAUGGAGGUCUUUUUUCAUUUACAAAAUCAAUAAUUAAUGCAUUCAGAUAUAUGCAACAACUGUGUUGUCAAAUUUAUUUUUUGUAUAAUCAGCUGUUGAGUCUAGGGCGAACGAAAUCAUGAGGGUAUGCAGAAGAGUAUGUGGUUUACAUAGCGUUAGGAUUUUGUUGUCGCCCUCAGUUGCACCGAGAUUGUGUGGUCGAUGGAUCUCUCAGCUGCACAGGAUUUGUUCCUAUUCAACGUCACAGGAACAGGCACCCAGGCAUUCCAUGCUACGGCACCUCACAUCCAAAAUCAAGGCUACUGGACCCAUUUCAGUUGCAGAAUACAUGAGAGAAGUUCUAACCAACCCCGUUACGGGGUAUUACGUGAAGAAUGACAUGUUGGGUGCCGAUGGAGACUUCAUCACCUCUCCUGAAAUCAGUCAGAUCUUUGGAGAGCUGUUUGGUAUUUGGUGUAUCAGUGAGUGGAUGGCAGCUGGGAAACCUAAAGACCUCCAGCUGGUGGAGUUUGGACCCGGUAGAGGCUCCUUGGCUAGUGACAUUCUCAGAGUGUUCAGUCAGUUGAAAACAGUGUUGAGUGGGGCGGCAAUAUCUGUCCACCUGGUGGAGGUCAGCCCUAAACUGAGCCAGGUGCAGGCCCAGUGCCUGACAGGUGACCAGAGCCAGGUGUCCGCCAGUGAGAACGAGCCAGCAUACCGCACAGGCACCACCAGCACUGGCCUGCCAAUCUCCUGGUACCGCAGGGUCGACGAUGUCCCUAAAGGUUUCAGCAUAUUCCUUGCUCAUGAGUUUUUUGAUGCCCUGCCUGUUCAUAAAUUCCAGAAAACAGAGAAGGGCUGGAGGGAGGUGAUGGUGGACAUUGACCCAGCUGCCCCGGAUGGCGUAGACAAGUUACGCUUCGUCCUGCUGCCCUCCCCGUCUCUGGCCUCUGCUGCCCUCACGCAGGUUGAUGAAAAGAGGCAGCAUGUUGAGGUCUGUCCUGAAGGAGGGAUUAUGGUCCAGCAGUUGGCCAAUCGGAUUGUGGAGCGAGGAGGCGCAGCAUUGAUCGCUGACUAUGGCCAUGAUGGAACAAAGACAGACACGUUUAGAGGGUUUCGAGGGCACAAGCUUCAUGAUGUCCUAGCUGACCCUGGUGCAGCUGACCUCACGGCGGACGUGGACUUCAGCUACUUGAGACGGAUGGCAGGAGACCUCGUGACCUGCAUGGGGCCAGUGUCUCAAAGAGUCUUCCUGAAGAACAUGGGCAUCGACACACGCCUGCAGGUUCUGCUGAGGAGCUGUGCGGACCAGUCCACCCGGGCCCAGCUCAUCCAGGGGUACGACAUGCUGAUGAAUCCCCAAAAGAUGGGGGAGAGGUUCCAGUUCUUUGCUCUGCUGAACCACAGACGUCUGGUCACCCCCGAGGUGGGAGAGGGGAUGAAGAAGAGGAGAGGCAUGGCGCCUUUACCCGUGGCCGGCUUCAGCGAGCUCGGCCUCAAGUGAAGAGAAAAGAGGACAUUAAGGACUUCCCUGCAAUGGCUUACCUUUGUGGACAGUGCAUAUUGAAGUAGCACAUGCUACAUUGAAGUGCUUAUUAAGGAAAUCCAAUGGAUUUUGGUCACCAUUACUUUUCGACGAUUUCCACAGACACCUUAAACACGUGUAUAGACGGGGUUGCCAGAGUCACCAAAAAGGUAAUCAGAAAUCUUGAAAAAUAUUAUUGCUUCUAGGGAUACAAAAACCUUAAACCAUUCAUAUUCAGAACUGUUGCAUCAGGUACGAAAUGUCCAGUCAGUGUCGAGCUUUAAUGGCAGAAACAUGCCUUUGGCAGGGCAACAGCCAUGGGAACAGUACAGCACAAAGUGAGACUACGAACUGAUGAAGGAAGGGAGGUCUGUGGAGUGACAUAGUCAUUUGUCACCUCAGGACACAACAGUGUCUUUCUUUCCCUCUCUGUUGCUCUCUCUUUCACCCCCCCUCCCCCUUUCUACAAGCGGCAGAAACCAUUAAUAUGCCACGUGGUGUCUCCACAUCUGGAAGUGAUUUUGUGCGAGCAGGGCAGCAGACCACUUACUGUACUCACUGAUGUUUUCUUACACGGGAAGUAGGCGCUUUCCCUACUGCUCCAGUAGCAAUUAAAAGAUAUGAUUACUGCCGGCCGAUACCGAUCGCCAAGGUAAUCAGCCGGAGUGGACGGCCGAGGGUUCUGAUUUUGGGGCCACAGGACGACUCUGCAGGUGUGCUGUUUGACUGGUUGUGUUGGUAACCCCCCACCAGCACCCAUCCAGACAAUAAACCAAAGCAAAGAUUUCUGAAACAUAAA